CAUUUCCUUUUGACUUUUGGAUUUUUGGAUAUUUUUUUUGAUUUGGCAUUAUUCAACAAGAAAAAAAAUUUCGACAAAUUCCUUUUUUUUGAAAAUUAUGUGAUAAUUAUGAGAACCAAUCCUACUACUUCGCGUCCCGGGAUUUCCACAAUUGAAGAAAAAAGCGUAGGGCGUAUUGAUCAAAUUAUUGGACCCGUGCUGGAUAUCACUUUUCCCCCGGGCAAGUUGCCUUAUAUUUAUAAUGCUUUGAUAGUCAAGAGUCGAGACACUGCCGAUAAGCAAAUUAAUGUGACUUGUGAGGUACAACAAUUAUUAGGAAAUAAUCGAGUUAGAGCUGUGGCUAUGAGUGCUACAGAGGGGUUGAUGAGAGGAAUGGAAGUGAUUGACACGGGAACUCCUCUCAGUGUUCCAGUCGGUGGAGCUACUCUCGGACGAAUUUUUAACGUUCUUGGGGAGCCUAUUGACAAUUUGGGUCCUGUGGAUACUAGUGCAACAUUUCCUAUUCAUAGAUCUGCGCCUGCCUUUAUCGAGUUAGAUACGAAAUUAUCUAUCUUUGAAACAGGUAUUAAGGUGGUCGAUCUUUUAGCUCCCUAUCGACGUGGAGGAAAAAUCGGACUGUUUGGGGGGGCAGGAGUAGGUAAAACAGUACUCAUCAUGGAAUUAAUCAAUAACAUUGCUAAAGCUCAUGGAGGCGUAUCCGUAUUUGGCGGAGUAGGGGAACGGACUCGUGAAGGAAAUGAUCUUUAUAUGGAAAUGAAGGAAUCCGGAGUAAUUAAUGAAAAAAAUAUUGAGGAAUCAAAGGUAGCUCUAGUCUAUGGCCAAAUGAAUGAACCGCCGGGAGCUCGUAUGAGAGUUGGUUUAACUGCCCUAACUAUGGCAGAAUAUUUCCGAGAUGUUAAUAAGCAAGACGUGCUUUUAUUCAUCGAUAAUAUCUUUCGUUUUGUUCAAGCAGGAUCGGAAGUAUCCGCCUUAUUAGGCAGAAUGCCCUCCGCAGUGGGUUAUCAACCUACCCUUAGUACAGAAAUGGGUUCUUUGCAAGAAAGAAUUACUUCUACCAAAAAGGGAUCUAUAACUUCGAUCCAAGCAGUUUAUGUACCUGCAGACGAUUUGACCGACCCUGCUCCUGCCACAACAUUUGCACAUUUGGACGCUACUACCGUACUUUCCAGAGGAUUAGCUUCCAAGGGUAUUUAUCCCGCAGUGGAUCCUUUAGAUUCAACCUCAACUAUGUUACAGCCUCGGAUUGUUGGCAACGAACAUUAUGAAACUGCGCAAAGAGUUAAGGAAACUUUACAACGUUACAAAGAACUUCAGGACAUUAUCGCAAUUCUUGGAUUGGAUGAAUUAUCGGAGGAGGAUCGUUUAACUGUAGCAAGAGCACGAAAAAUCGAGCGGUUCUUAUCACAACCGUUCUUUGUGGCAGAAGUUUUUACCGGUUCUCCAGGAAAGUAUGUUGGUCUUGCAGAAACAAUUAGGGGAUUUCAACUAAUCCUUUCCGGAGAAUUAGACGGCCUACCCGAACAGGCUUUUUAUUUAGUGGGGAACAUCGAUGAAGCUAGCACGAAAGCUAUAAACUUAGAAGAGGAGAGCAAAUUGAAGAAAUGAAAUUAAAUCUUUAUGUACUGACUCCUAAACGAAUUAUUUGGGAUUGUGAAGUGAAAGAAAUCAUUUUAUCUACUAAUAGUGGCCAAAUUGGUGUAUUACCAAACCACGCCCCCAUUAACACAGCUGUAGAUAUGGGUCCUUUGAGAAUACGCCUCCUGAACGACCAAUGGUUAACGGCGGUUCUGUGGAGUGGUUUUGCAAGAAUAGUUAAUAAUGAGAUCAUCAUUUUAGGAAAUGAUGCAGAACUGGGUAGUGACAUUGAUCCAGAAGAAGCUCAACAGGCACUUGAAAUAGCCGAAGCUAACUUGAGUAAAGCUGAAGGUACGAAAGAAUUGGUUGAAGCGAAGCUAGCUCUCAGACGAGCUAGGAUACGAGUCGAGGCUGUCAAUUGGAUUCCCCCAUCCAAUUGAAGACAAUCCAAAGAUUUCGUUGAUACAAAGAAAAAGGAAAGAAGGGUAGAAAAAGUUAUUAGAUAGCGAAGCGAAGUAAGUCCAAUGCUAUCUAGUAAUUUUUCUACCUACCUACCUACUAUUGGAUUUGAACCAAUGACUCCCGCCGUAUGAAAGCAAUACUCUAACCACUGAGUUAAGUAGGCAAUUUAUCACCACAAAAGAAGCCCCAUUACUUCGAUCGAUUAUAGAUUGAAUCCUUUUUAUAAGCAAUACCGCUCCGUUAUUGGUAUGUUUAUGUUAUAUAGUAAACGGAUCAAAGGGAUAUCCUCUGGCAUUAGAGAAUAUUCAUCUUGACAAGAAAUUAUCUAUAUGUUAAGAUAUCUCUGACAAGGGCUAUAGCUCAGUUCGGUAGAGCAACUCGUUUACACGUGCGCCAAUGCUUUUCAAGGGAACUUAUUAUGCAAUGAACAUAAUUGACCUUGUUGCAAAAUCAAUGUCUUACUUCAUGGAUUCGAAAGAAUAGAAGAACAGUAGCCUGACAAUGACAAACAGCUGGUUCAGUCCGAUUCAGGUGCCAAUUAAGGUGCUUACUCAAAUAGAACUCCUAUUGAUUUGCUAGUUGAUAAGGUAAAUAUCCAGCCCACUCAAUGCUAGGCGUAAUGAGGAUAAGGGCCUCCAAAAAACUUCUUUUCGUUCUAUGAACUUUAAGGUGUAUGAAGUCUCAUAGUAAACUCUUGCAGCGGAACGAUAGAGACUCCAUUUCACUUAGGUUGAUUUAAUUUAGGCCGGAGGCAGACCUAAGUCAAGGUAAUCCUCCUUUGAAACACUUUGGUAUUGUUCCUAGAUAGAUCAUAAGACAAAUAAUCAAUCAGAGCACAGGGAGCCAUCUUAUUAUCUUUCCCUAAAGAAAAACUAUGGCGAAUUAACUGAUCUUUACAUUAGUUGAUGAAAGAGCCCAAUGCAGAAAAAUGCAUGUUGGGUCUUUGAAACAGUUCGAAUCAUUUCGAUAAUAAUCUGUUUGAUCUGUUUUACCGAGAAGGUCUACGGUUCGAAUCCGUAUAGCCCUAAUAUAUACGUCUUUUUUCCAUUUUAGGAUGGAUAUCUUAUGUUUCCUUUAGUAUAGUUUCUUUUCCUUAUUUAGUACUUGUUUAUAGACUCGACGGUCGAUUGCGCCAUAGAAUAGAGAUAAAAGCAUUACCAUAGGCUCAUUCAUCGAAACGCAAAUCAGAGAGACAGGAAAAGAAAAAAGAAUUUUGAUCAAAUCAAUAGAAGGAAGGAUCCCUUACCUGAUUUGAAUUUCAUCCUCCUUUAAAUAGGAUAUGCUCUAAGUCUUCCCAUACUUUCCUAUAAUGACUGCAACGAUUUUCUCCAUUUUGCGAAUUCCUAUUUUAUUUGAAGUAUAUUACUAUCAUAUACAUUAUCUAAAUCGAUCCACUUUAAAUAAAAUAGAAAAAAUCGAAAGAAAAAAAAA
Molecule: messenger RNA, 3468 nt
Organism: Zea mays
Lineage: Eukaryota; Viridiplantae; Streptophyta; Magnoliopsida; Poales; Poaceae
Product: ATP synthase subunit beta, chloroplastic
Exons: 1
Coding region: 109-1605 (498 amino acids)
Biological process (GO): proton motive force-driven mitochondrial ATP synthesis; proton transmembrane transport
Cellular component (GO): chloroplast thylakoid membrane; proton-transporting ATP synthase complex
Molecular function (GO): proton-transporting ATP synthase activity, rotational mechanism; ATP hydrolysis activity; ATP binding
Source: RefSeq, a predicted model, not a curated record